UAUUUUCACAUUGCUUAUCUGUUGCCAAGGUGUUGACAACGCUAGACCCUCUUUUGGGCUUUUUGCAGCUGUUGCCUUCAUUUUUUGCUCAAUCUAGAAUGGAAAAGGAACCAACAUUCUUCGGCGUGCUGACAAAGGAUCUUAGCAAGCGUCCACUGCUGGCAAAUGUACUUCUGGGCUUCAUCCAAACGGGACUGGAGAAGCUGAUGGAGGUGGAGUUUCAGUGUCCUUGUGAACCUAUAUGGAACAAAUUCAUCUCAUCAGCAUUCUUUAUCCUUCCUGCCCUUUUCACCUUCAUAUUGAUGCUGAUCAUUCAAAUACGCGCAUCUAGCACGUGGUUCAAGAAGACCAUGUUUAGCUUCGGUCCUGCUAUUGUGUGGCUGAUUUUGUUGUUCUUCGAUGGCCGAUACUUUGCUUGUGCCAUGACAACCUGGAAGGGUAGAUAUGUAAAGAUCAAAGAAACAACUUCGCUGAAUUGGUGUGAGCCAACUGGAAAUGUAACCUCAUCAGAAAAACUGAUGAGCCGCUCACAGGAUUUCUAUGCUCUUUCUCAGUUUGUAGGCAUAAUCCUCUUCUGUUGCAUCAGUGUGGGUCUCAUAAUCAAUCAAGUAGUGAAAUGCAUUCAGGCUCAAGAUGUUACUCAGCCUGGAGCGGGUGUUCAGGCUCAAGCUCAGCCUGGAGGGAAUGCUCAGGCUCAAGUUGAGGGAAUGCUCAGGCUCAAGUUUUUACUCAGCCUGGAGGGAAUGCAGGCUCACGUUGUUACUCAGCCUGAAGGGAUUGCUCAGGCUCAAGGAAAUUUGCAGGUCAGUGACUCUAGUAUCAGCCAGACCAGCGGGGGACUUACACUACCCAACACAACUGCCACUCAAGACGAUACUCAGCAUGGAGAAAAUAUCGCACUCACUGAGGUCUGAGGGGGACUUACACCACCCAACACACCUGCCCUGCAGGCAUGGACACUUUGCAAAUACCCUCAAAAGACUUUACUAUGACUUUUCGUAACUGAACUGAACUUGAAAGUAUUUGCCCACCAGACAGAUUUGAAUUUAGUAUUGAAUGCCGGUCUGCUGGUUUGAGUUUCAGUACAUCAGCUAGAAACAAAGUCAGUUCUGCUCUCUCAGUUUUUACACACUUUUUUUAACACGGAAGUUUUCUUUGUGCCUUCUGUAUUAGCUAUAAUAAAACAAGUGGAAUUCACAAGUCAGCGAAUAUUGAUUGGAUCUACUAUUAUGUGACUUGUACAAUAGUUUGAGGUGUUUGUGCCAUUUAAGAAAAUGUUCCAUCAUUAUGAAUUCACUUCCCUUUCAAUUUUCAAUGUUUUUGUUUUCCCUCCUGGAUAGCAACUGUCUCCAGACUGAGCUGAUAUUCCUAAUGAUUUACCUUUUGGACAGCUAGAGAUGUGAAAACAUGUUCAUAAUGCUCUGUAUCAUGGCUGUAACCAGUUAAUAGUUGGAUGUACACAAACUAUGUAACAGGUUUUUUAGUCUUUAGUCUAUUUUUGUAUUGUUUUAUAAUUUAUUUAUUAAUUUUAAAAACUCAGUUUUUAUCAGUCACAUUAUAGUAGCAUUUAGUCACUAGAUAGUUUCUACAAUUCUCACAAACCUGCACUGUUAAAUAUGUCUUUGUUGGAGAAGAACUUAUCUGCACAUUUGGACUUUCUCAGAAACUGGGUGUGUGCAUCCUGUUCAUGCAGCUGGAAUCCAUUGUUUCAUUCCUUCUGUCAGGAUGCCUGGGUCACAUUUAAGAGAGGGUCAAGGGUGUUAUAUAGGACAUCUGUGUCUCAUACUAAAAUUCCUUUGUGCAGGGGGGGGUCUUCUGAAUGAACAACACAAACUUCUCUGAAUUGUAUAAAAGCAUUAAUUUCUGUACUUUCAGCUUGUAUUGAUGAUUUCUGGAUUCUUUAAGAUUAUUCCAUAUUCUAGUUGUUAAUAAACACUUAAU
Pungitius pungitius (ninespine stickleback) is the source of this 1941-nucleotide messenger RNA. RefSeq lists its product as uncharacterized. The transcript is spliced from 2 exons. Lineage: Eukaryota; Metazoa; Chordata; Actinopteri; Perciformes; Gasterosteidae. The coding region runs from base 99 to 914 and encodes 271 amino acids. Gene Ontology annotation, molecular function: monoatomic cation channel activity. The record is from RefSeq and is a predicted model, not a curated record. Gene Ontology annotation, cellular component: plasma membrane.